AUGCAGAACCAGCAAAUGGCCCAGAUGCAGGCGCAGAUGAAUGCGAAUGGCUCCGUCAACGGCACCCCCGUCAUGGGCAACAUGGCGCAACCCAAACGCAUGGGCAACAACGACCCGGUUGAAAAGCUCAACACGUACAUCUACGACUACUUCCUGCGGAACAGGCACCACGCCCUCGCGCGCGCCAUGCUCGAUGGCGACCUGAAGAUGUCCACCGAGAAGCCGAGCCCCAACAAGUCCAAUGUAGCCAGCGACAUCGACAUGCCCGACGACAUGCCCCUGCCCGCACUGCCUGCAGGCCAGGUCGCCGACAACUCCUUCCUGCUCGACUGGUGGGUCCAGUUCUGGGACAUUUUCGCCGCCGCCAGAGGUCCCAACGGCGGCCCCAAGAAUGCCGUCCAAUAUCUCGGCCACAACCGGAAUCUUGGCCAAAUGCAGAACGAGCAGCGAAACCAGCGCUUGAUGAUGGCCAACAACCCCAUGGCCAACGCGCAGUACAUGAUGGCCCGGAACGGUGCCAUGACCAACGGCAAGCCCACCGAACUCCAGCGGACAGCACACAUGAACAACCGCCCACCCGGCAACCCCAGGGCGGGCAUGCAGUCCAUGAAGAACCCCAACAUGAUUCAGAUGCAACGAGACGGCUCCAACAUGGACAUGAACGGCAACCGCCCCAACUCGCCCGGGUCCAACGAAAAUGCCCCUUCUCCAAACAAGCGCCCCCGCGUCGAAGGUGGUAUGAAUGCUGGUAACAUGCCCAACAAUCAGUUCAAUGAAUUCAUGCCGCAAGGCCCAGGUGCGCAGCAGAAGAACAUCGAGGGUAUCAACUCUGGCGUCCAAGGCUCUCCAAUGGCCCAGUCCGGCCUCGACGGUCAAGACCUCACCUUCGCUGGCAACGGCCCGCGGCCCGGCAGCAUGCCCACCAAUCCUCCAGGCGCACCCCAGCAGGGCAACCAUGCGCUGCAGGACUACCAGAUGCAACUCAUGUUGCUUGAGCAGCAGAACAAGAAGCGGUUACUCAUGGCUCGGCAAGAGCAAGACAACCAAUCUGGACAUCCUCAGCAAGGCGUCAUUGGCGCUCCAGGCUUUGGCGCUGCCAUGUCGCCGCAAGGUAGCAGAGCUGGUGGCCCAUCGCCUAACCCUGCCGACCAAAUGAAGCGAGGUACACCAAAGCUCGGCCAGCAGAAUUUACCCGGCUCACCUAUGCCAGAGGGAAUUAUGGGUCAGCAACGUGGAUCACCCGCACCCAACAUGAACUUCGACCCCACUCUAGCACCCCCAGGAAUGCCUCCGCAAUUCUACCCCCAGAACAUGGGCCCGGGCCCCAACGGCAACCCCAUGAUGCGGCCUCCAAGCUCACACCCGAAUGGCGGUCCCCAGUUCAACGGACAACCCACUACGCAGGAGCAAAUGCAAGCCAUGCGCAAUGGCCAGAUGGCCCAGAAUGGUUGGCGUGGCGGGCCCCAACCAGGCAUGAUGGGCCCUGGCGGCCAGCAGAUGGGCGGACCCAUGGGCCAAAACCCUCAGCAGCGGCAACAAAUGCCGCCUCCUCCAGCGCCCACAAACGAACAGCCACGACCCGAACCAUCCCCAUCAGUGUCUAAUCAGGCACCACCGACGCCGAACCAAGGAAACAAGGCCAAUCCCAAGAAGAAGGUAACCAAAGACAAUAAGAAGCCCGCAAAUAAAAAGGGUAACGCAGGUGCUACUCCAGCUACAUCGAACGGCGAAGAACCACCGACACCGACCUCAUCGACUCCCGUCGCGCCCAUCACGCCCGUACACAAGCAAUCCUUCAACCAAGGACAAAACGGCGGGCCCCAGCAACCCGUGCAACCUCAGCCUCCUUCCGAUCAACCCAUGGACAACGGUGGUCCCCCAUUUGGCAACAUUGACGGUGACCCCAACGGUAUCGAUCUCGCCUUCAACUUUGGCGACGACGCUGGUGCGCUCGAAAACUUUGACUUUGACUCGUUUUUGCAUACGGGAAAUGACAAUGACGCUUUUGGCAAUCUGGUCAGCGACUUUGAUUUCCCGAACGCGGCCGAAGUAUAG
This is a messenger RNA of Alternaria arborescens, 2055 nucleotides long. RefSeq lists its product as hypothetical. The transcript has 7 exons. The record is from RefSeq and is a predicted model, not a curated record. NCBI's taxonomy places the organism in Eukaryota, Fungi, Ascomycota, Dothideomycetes, Pleosporales, Pleosporaceae. The coding region runs from base 1 to 2055 and encodes 684 amino acids.